Messenger RNA from Closterium sp. Yama58-4, 3126 nucleotides. The record is from the annotation of a GenBank genome assembly. NCBI's taxonomy places the organism in Eukaryota, Viridiplantae, Streptophyta, Zygnematophyceae, Desmidiales, Closteriaceae.
AUGCAACCGGCAGGAAACAAAGGCCGUCGAGGCCAGAAGACAUGGUCCUUCGCGGCUCAUUCGUCGAGCGUGAAUUGCAUCAGCAUCGGCAGGAAGUCAGCGGAGAGGUUUAUAACGGGCGGCGACGAUAAGAAGCUGCACCUAUGGUCCACCCGCCAGCGGGCGCCGUUGCUGUCGCUGCGCGGCAACACGAGCGCCAUACAGAGCGUGCUGCUCGAUGCGAGCGAGGAGCUCGCCGUCGCGGGCGGCGCUGCGGGCGCCGUGAAGCUCUGGGACCUGGUGGAAGGACGAGCCAUCCGAACGAUGACGGGCCACAAAGCUGCGCCGAUCGCGCUCGACCUGUACUCCGCGGGCGGGCUGUGCGCGUCUCUCAGCCCCGCGGAUGGCACCGCGCGCGUGUGGGACCCGCGCCAGAAGGAAGCCGCGCACGUCUUCCGCGGAAUGGGCGCGGGGGACGCGGGGGAGGGCGGCGGAGCUGUGGGAGGGGGCGGGGCGGAGGGGAGAGGAGCGGGAGCAGGGGGCGGAGCGGAAAGCGCCGGGGGGAAGGGCGGGAAAACUGUAGGGUGCGUGCGGUUCAGUCCGGAUGGGCGGUGGGUGGUGGCAGGCGGGCAAGAUGGGCGCAUCAAGGUGAGCAGCGCGCGGGGAAGAAAGAGGGGGGUGGGAGUGAGCUUAUCCCAACCCCUCGCAAUUCCCCACCACGUGCUUCCCACGCUUUAUUUCCUCAUCACUCACUCUCCCCAUGCCCCCCUCCUUCCCUCCGCGCGCAUGUCCCUCCGCGCACAGCUGUUCGACCUGGCGCAGGGGCGGCUGUUCGCGCAACGACAUGCCUCCACCCUGUUCGACCUGGCGCAGGGGCGGCUGAUCGCGCAGCUGGCGGGGCACGCGGGCGCGGUACCGGCGCUCGACUUCCACCCGCAGGAGCUGCUGCUCGCGUCCGCCGCGCGCGACCGCACCGUGCGCUGGUGGGACCUCGAGUCGUUCGACUGCGUUGACUGCGCGCCGCCGGGCGCGGGCGGAACCUCGGCGCUCGCGUUUUCUCCCCAAGGGGAUGCGCUCUUCGCGCCAUGCACGGACCACCUCAAGGUGUGGGGCUGGGAGCCAAUCAGGUGCUUCGACUCUGUCCACGUGGGAUGGCCGAAGGUCGCUGACGUCAGCGUGAAUGACACCUCCCUGGUGGCUGUCUCUGCAUCCGUCACCGUUGUCACUCUCUGGACCGUUGAUCUUGAGCGAGUGCUGCCAUUCAGCAAGGACCCAGACCAGUGCUUCGAUGACCCCAUCCCCCUCCCCUCGCUCAUCUCUUCCCCUCCUCCCUCCCCCUUCCCCCCCCGUCCCCCUUCUCUCCCCUCUUUUCCCCGCCACCCCCCCCCCACCCAGCGAGUGCUGCCAUUCAGCAAGGACCCCGACCAGUGCUUCGACGAGCCCCUCCCCCUCCCCUCUCCCACCUCUUCCUCCCCUCCCUCCCUGCGUCCUCACUUCCCCCUUUCCCCCCUCUCCAUCCCCCUUUCUCCCCCACUCCCCAGCGAUGACGUGGAGGGGCCGGGCUGCCAGCAUCACAAGCCCGCCGCGCUCCCAUCCUCGCGUGCGCGCUCCUCCUCUCUCCCGCGCUCCCUUGCCCGCCACCUCGCCCCCACCAUUGCCUCGCUGCAGCGCACCCGCCGCGACCCCUCCCCCUCGCCCUCGCCCUCUGCUUGCUCGGUGGUGUUGGGGCGGGAUGAUUAUAACGGAGGUGGUGAUAAGGGGGGGAAGUAUGGAGGGUAUACCACGGGAGGAGACACCAGCACUGACGACGAGUGCACGAGUCAUAGACUGCCACGUGGCGGCUCAGCAUCGCAUGGUGCAACGGCCACCACCACCGCAGCUACUCCUGGUCAUUCUGCUACUGCUGCUAAUGGGUAUACAGCCUCUCGACGCAGCUCACAUGUGCACUCCCAGGCGUCUCCUCGCCGCUCCCCUCCCUCCUCCUCUCCUUCCAACCCCAGCGGUCACUCCCCUGCUCGCACUGCUCCUUCCUCUUCUGCACAUCCAGGUGCACACCCUCAAGACUCCCCUCCCCCACCCUGCUCCUCUGCCUCGGCCUCCCUUUCCGUGGGCAGCUGGGGCUUCCGAACCUCCAGCAAGGCUCGGGGAAAGAGGCAGGAGUCUCCUGUGCCGGCGCUUUCUGAGGGCAGGUCCGGCAGCGCGCCGAGCCAGAGCUCGCUGGUUCGGAAGCUGGGUUUGUUUGUGCCGAGGCUGCGGCCGCCGUAUGCUGUGGAUGAUGAGGAGGUGGAGGAGGGGGAGGAGGUGGAGCAGGGGGUAGGGGGGGGAAUGGCGGGGAUGGUUAGGAGCCAGAGCGAGAAGGUUCCAGGAAGCGGGCCUCUUGUUGCGAUCCGCCACGGACAACUGGCUGACGUGGAGGUUUCAGCCAAUCAAAAGGUAGCAGGGAGUGGAGGAGUGGGGAGAAGGUUGAGUGGGGAGGAGGAAAGGAGGCGUGUGCAGGAGAAGGGGAAGGAGGGCGCGGUUGGAGCAGCAGAGAGGGGGAAUGGCGCAGAGUGGAGGGCAGGAAAAGGGAUAGGGACGGGGAUAAGUGCCGAGGCUGGGCUGGCGGCGCGCAGGCAGGCAGUGCGGCAGGUGGGGGAGAUGUGGCGCGAUGGGCUCGUGGCUGAUGCCCUCGCGUUCCUGGCGGUCACUGCGGACGAAGGGGUUCUGGUGGAUGUGGUUUCAGCUAUGAGUGCACAGGGCAGCAGCAGCAUGGCAGGAGGGGGAGGGGUCGGUGGGGCCAGCAGCAUGGGCGGCGUGAGUGGGACAAGCGCUGCAGUUCAGUGCCUGGGAGUGGACGGCUGUGCCGCCCUGGUGCCCAUUCUGGGCGGCUUGCUGGCCAGUGCGCACUCCAGCCACGUGCACGCCGCCCUCUUGCUGCUGUGCGCACUGCUGCGCUGCUACAGUGACGGCAUCUCCGCCGCCCGCUCUGCCGUCCACUCGCCCGGCGUGGACCUGCACAUGGAAAUGUGGCUGCAGCGCUGUGCUGAGUGUGCUGAGGCCUUCCAGGCCCUCGCCCCUCGCCUGCAAAUGCUGCUGCACACUGGGCCCAAGGAGAAUUGCUCGCUUGCCACCCAAGUGCACAUGCUCACAUCGCGCCUCGCCUCGUGA